AUGGGUGAUAUAGUAGUCGCAAAACCAAAGGAUAGAGGCUCUUCAUCGAUCAAGUGCCCUACUCUUACUGCAACUAACUAUACCGUGUGGGCCAUGAGGAUGAAAAUUCUACUCAAGGUUCACAAGGUGUGGGAAGUUGUCGAAACCGAGGGUACAGACGACGAGAAGAACAAUAUGGCUGUGGCACUUAUCUUUCAGUCAAUACCAGAGGCGUUGAUACUACAGGUUGGAGACCUAAACAAUGCAAAGAAAGUAUGGGAGGCAAUUCGAACGAGACAUGUGGGAGCUGAGCGUGUCAGAGAGGCGAGAUUACAAACGUUGAUGGCUGAUUUCGAUCGACUUAAGAUGAAAGAGACAGAGACGAUUGAUGAUUUUGUUGGCAAACUAUCAGAGUUAUCGUCAAAGUCAAUGGCACUAGGAAAGGAAAUCGAAGAAACCAAGCUGGUUAAGAAGUUUCUCAAGUGUUUGCCUCGGAAGAAGUAUAUACACAUCGUAGCUUCCUUAGAGCAAGUCCUAGAUCUCAAGACCACAAGUUUUGAGGACAUUAUAGGACGUCUGAAAGCCUAUGAGGAGCGUGUUGCCGAAGAUGAGGAUAAUCAAGAAGAUCAAAGUAAGUUGAUGUAUGCGAACAUGGAGCCCCAACAACAGCAAGCUCGUGACUACAACAACAACAAUUUUAGAGGCAGAGGUCGUGGAGGACGCUUCUUCAAUAGGGGACGUGGUCGUGGAAGAUUCAAUGGACCAAGAGAUGCAUCAAGGCUCACUUGCUUUCGUUGUGACAAAACAGGGCAUGUCGCGUAUGACUCUCCGGAUCGGUUACUUAAGCUCCAAGAAACACAAGAAAUAGACAACUCGUCGACUCAAGAGGCAGAUGAACUGAUGAUGCAUGAGUUAGUAUACUUAAAUGAAGAGAAGAUAGUUCCAAGCAACUACGAUGGAAGAGAUGGAGAUGACAACAUCUGGUACCUAGACAAUGGGGCCAGUAAUCACAUGAGUGGUGAUCGAAGAUACUUCUCCCAUGUCGAUGAUUCUGUGAGCGGUAAAGUCAGGUUCGGUGAUGAUUCUAAAAUCGACAUCAAAGGGAAAUGA
This is a messenger RNA of Brassica napus (rape), 1089 nucleotides long. RefSeq lists its product as uncharacterized. Gene Ontology annotation, molecular function: zinc ion binding; nucleic acid binding. The record is from RefSeq and is a predicted model, not a curated record. The transcript has a single exon. NCBI's taxonomy places the organism in Eukaryota, Viridiplantae, Streptophyta, Magnoliopsida, Brassicales, Brassicaceae. The coding region runs from base 1 to 1089 and encodes 362 amino acids.